AUGAGUGUAGCAAAUACCUUACCGACAAAUGGCCAAGCCUGGAACGAUGCCGUUGACGCACUUGGGCUCGGGUCACUCAGCAUCCAGACUUGUGAAGCGAAGUCAGGGUCUAAGAUCGAAUUUGAGCAGUUCCUCUUACUGCGUUCUUUAUGGCCCGAUACUAAGACUGCCUCGGCAUUGAACGAGUAUUUUGGAGAGGACAGGCGCAGCACUUUCCAUAGUCAGAGGGUGGCGGCGAAUACCUUCCUGGAGGAAUUCGCUUCCUGGCGCACAUACCUUGAGAUGAUAGAACAUAAUCGCAGUCUCAGCUCGCAAGGUGUCGGUUCCACGACAAGUCAUCUGGAGGGAACAUUCGCCACAGCUCUACAAUACCAGCGCCUCUGUGAUAAAACGACGACAAUUCCUCCUAAGGAUGCAGAUGAUUUUUUCAGGGUCAUUGUAUUCCCGAGGGGAAGCCCCGGUAGAGAGCGAUGGCAAGCCAACACCCCUCCAACUCCAACACCCAUUGAUAAGACCAUCGUUCGAGAUAUGUUGCCCAAAUUCAGUGCGCUCGAGCUGUCACCCAACACCCUCUUCCUCGCUGCUGAGUCUUCGCAACCUCCCCAGCCUAUCCCACAUGGCAACACAUCUUCUUCCGAGCAGACCUUCGAUCCCAUCGAGGACGAGCAGAUCGUAAAUACGGCCUUGCUUCUGUUUCUGCAGUCCUUGACAGUCCACUACCCCAAACUCGAUUUCACAUGGAGUUUGAAGAGAUAUGCCUUUGUGCUACGAGACAACAAUCACCAGAAGGUCUAUGAGGCGCAGGUUGAUGGUUUGCUGCGGGACGAUCGGACCAAAGAGCCUAAAAUCAUCGUUGAGGUGAAACCCUUCCUUCGGGAACCCAUUCCUGCCGUCUACGCCAAAAUUCGGAUGCAAGAAACUGCUCAAAUGGCUGCUUGGAUUGCAAUGCAUCCACCUCCUCUUAGUCAUACUAUGCACCGGCGACUACUAGUAUCACAAGACCGGGAAGACAUCUAUUUGAUCGUCGCCACUUUCAACGACGACUACGUCCAGUACAUCUCUCACAGAAACUCCACACCCUCAAAGUCUACGAAAUCCUUCCUUGUGAUGCAGGAGUAUGGUCCCUUCUCUGUCUACAACCACGACUUAAUGUCACAAUUGGGCAGAACAAUGCUUGCU
This is a messenger RNA of Clonostachys rhizophaga, 1179 nucleotides long. The record is from the annotation of a GenBank genome assembly. NCBI's taxonomy places the organism in Eukaryota, Fungi, Ascomycota, Sordariomycetes, Hypocreales, Bionectriaceae.